GUGGCCAGCAGAUGAGGGCCCCCCACAGCAACAGCAGCAGCAGCAGCAGCAGCAAAAACAGUACGGCUUAAUAUCUCCGCCGAAACCCUCUGCCCCAGACCGCCGGCUUCGCUUCUGGACCCGCACUGAGGAGGCGCUUUUGCUGGAAGGCGUCAAGAGGUUUGGCAAGGGCAGCUGGAGGGAAAUUCAGCAG
Molecule: messenger RNA, 193 nt
Organism: Eimeria tenella
Lineage: Eukaryota; Apicomplexa; Conoidasida; Eucoccidiorida; Eimeriidae
Exons: 2
Source: RefSeq, a predicted model, not a curated record